This is a messenger RNA of Vicia villosa (hairy vetch), 2284 nucleotides long. RefSeq names its product protein ENDOSPERM DEFECTIVE 1-like. The record is from RefSeq and is a predicted model, not a curated record. Gene Ontology annotation, biological process: spindle assembly; centrosome cycle. The coding region runs from base 185 to 1576 and encodes 463 amino acids. Gene Ontology annotation, cellular component: cytoplasm; nuclear microtubule; centrosome. Gene Ontology annotation, molecular function: microtubule binding. The transcript is spliced from 6 exons. Lineage: Eukaryota; Viridiplantae; Streptophyta; Magnoliopsida; Fabales; Fabaceae.
GUAUUUUUAUCGAUUUUCGAAACUAGAACCGUUGCAAAGUAAACCACUCACCAAACACAUCACUAGCAUCGUUACCCUCAAACCCCAACGGCCAUUUUUUCUUCUUUCUUUCUUCUUCGUCCUUCUUUCUCUGUUACUCAAAUUCUUUCUCAACUUCAACUGCAACUUUCUUCAACCAAACACGAUGCAAGAAAACAACAACGACGUCGUUUCCGAAAACCCCACUCCCCAUCCGCAUCCGCCACAACCACAACAACACAACCGCCGACCAAAAACACGUGAAGUCAGCUCCCGAUUCAUGUCUCCCUCCAUCUCCUCCACUCAAAGACGGCAACAGCGAGACGAUUCCGACGACGAGAAUUCCGAAUCCUCGUUCCCGAUCGGAUACUCUUUUCAAAAGAAACUACAACAGCAACAACAAAGAUCUGUGAAGCUUUUCAAAGAAACAACAAACAGAGUUUUCGAUAAUAUCCCUAACCCAAAUCCAAACCCUAGUUCCAGUUCUCAUCACCCUUCGAAACAACCAUCUUCUAGAUGUGCCACACCUUGUCCUUCUAGACCUGAUACUCCAAUCCAUACGAUGUCCGUCUCUUCAAGAUAUCGACAAACACCGCACCACCAACCUCAUAGGCCUAUAAACGCCCGUUCUUCAGCUGCUGCGAAAUUGUUUCAAUCUAGUGGCGUCUCAUCAUCCAGAACUUCACGUGAUGAUAUUGAUAUUCAUUGCAGUACACAAUCACUUCCUGAAUUGCGUUCUGAAACCGGGGAUGUUUUGAUGCAGCAACCUAAGGUGCCUACUGGAUCUGUGGCUGAGAAAUUUGGUAACAAUUUGUCUCGUUCGGUUAGUUUGUCUUCGUCUGGCAUUGAUCGGGUUAAGGUUGGAGGACUGCCGCCGGUUCCUCCUCAGUAUGCAACGAAAUCUGCGGCAGAUGCAAGGAAAGGGAAGAAAGGUAGUCAUCAGGAUGAUGUGACUAAUCUCAAAUUGCUUCAUAAUCGGUAUCUUCAAUGGAGAUUUGCCAAUGCAAAGGUGGAACAUGCAAUGAAAGUUCAGCAAAAAGAAUGCGAGAAGGCACUAUUAUCUCGUGCAAUGAAAAUAUCAGAAAUGCGUGAUUCUGUGAACAAGAAACGCAUAGAAUUGGAGCGUUUGCAGAGAUUACAGACCCUAUCAAGAGUUCUUGAAGCUCAAACUCCAUAUCUGGAUGAGUGGUCUGUUAUGGAAGAAGGCUAUUCUGUUUCCCUCACUGAAGCAAUUCAGGCUUUGUUGAAUGCCUCAACGCAACUUCCAACUGGUGGGAAUGUUCGGGUUGAUGUAAAAGAGUUGGGGGAGUCUCUGAAUGCAGCACUAAAGACGAUGGAAACAAUUAUUUCCAAUACCCAGAAAUUAAUGCCAAAGGCAGAAGAAAUAGAUACUUCUAUUUCAGAAUUAGCCCGAGUUGUUGGAGGAGAAAGAGCUCUUAUUGACGAGUGCGGAGGUUUAUUGUCAAAGACACAUAGGUCACAGGUGGAGGAGUGUAGCUUAAGGGCUCAGCUAAUUCAACUAAUUUCAAUCUGGCAUAAGAAUAAGAAUAAAGAAUAGAAAAGCAACUCAUAAUUCAAUUGGAUGUCAACUGUUGGAAUACCACACAUAUUUGAUGGUGUUGAUAGAUUUGCUGAGCAUCAACUAUACAUGACCCACCGCCGAUUCAUUUCUUUUUCACAUUCUUUAUCCAUUUGUUGAUAAAUGAAGGGGGAGAGGAGAGGAUGUGAUUGACCAGUAUACAAAAUUUCAAUUUUUGCUAUCUCAGGAAGUUUCACCGCGAAUUCUUAUCAAUAUGAUCUCUCUCCCUGUUUCACUCACUUGAUGUCAAUAGAAAAAAGUAAUAGGACACUUUGUCCUUGCAUGAAUGGAAUGUUUGCUUCAACUCAAAUAAGACUAAUUGGUAGUGAAUCUUCUGAACUUUUGUUCUUGUGAUUUCAUGUAUGUAAAUCAUAUUUAUACAAUAAAUAGAAAUUUGAAAUUUCAAACUACUCUGGACCAUUGUUCUUGUAUAUAAAAUAUGUGACCCAAACAAAUACACAAUAAGUAGAAAAAUCUAAGUCUAACUGACCAACCAAGAGGUUUGAUUAAUACGUUAUGGUUUUAGCAUUUUAUCAUAAUUUUUUUGUGAUAAACAAAGCUACUAGUAUUUGCUUUCCUAACUCAAUAUACAAAAGUUCAUAUUAUAAACUCAAAAUUUUCCAGGUAGUAUUUGUAUAACAAUUAUAACAUUUUCAAACUCAGAACAAAUUGUAAUAAAAAUAUACU